UACAUAUUUGAGAGGGUACACGCAGAAAGAGCUUGCACUCCAGUUUGGCGUUCGGUUCGGCACAGUCGCUCUAAGCCUCUCUCCCCGACCAACCUCUUCAUUUUCAGUUUCUUUUGGAGCAUUUUGAUCGGCCCCACCGCAAAAAACAGCCAUGGAUGCCAUUAAGAAGAAGAUGCAGAUGCUUAAGCUCGACAAGGAGAACGCCUUGGACAGAGCUGAGCAGGCAGAAGCAGACAAGAAGGCAGCCGAGGACAGGAGCAAACAGCUCGAGGACGAGCUGGUAGCUCUGCAGAAGAAGCUGAAGGCAACUGAGGAUGAACUGGACAAGUACUCCGAGGCCCUUAAAGAUGCUCAGGAGAAACUGGAACUGGCUGAGAAGAAAGCCGCCGACGCUGAGGGUGACGUCGCCUCCCUGAACAGACGCAUCCAGCUGGUGGAGGAGGAGUUGGAUCGCGCCCAGGAGCGCCUGGCGACCGCGCUGCAGAAGCUGGAGGAGGCUGAGAAGGCAGCUGACGAAAGCGAGAGAGGAAUGAAGGUCAUUGAGAACAGGGCUCUGAAGGAUGAGGAGAAGAUGGAACUGCAGGAGAUCCAGCUGAAGGAGGCCAAGCACAUUGCAGAGGAGGCUGACCGCAAAUAUGAAGAGGUUGCACGUAAACUGGUGAUCAUUGAGGGUGAUCUGGAGCGUACUGAGGAGCGUGCCGAGCUGUCAGAAAGCAAAUGUGCUGAGCUUGAGGAAGAGUUGAAAACUGUGACCAACAACCUGAAGUCACUGGAGGCACAGGCUGAGAAGUACUCACAGAAGGAAGACAAGUAUGAAGAGGAGAUCAAGGUCCUCACCGAUAAACUGAAGGAGGCUGAAACUCGUGCUGAGUUCGCUGAGAGAACAGUAGCCAAGCUUGAGAAGACCAUUGAUGACCUGGAGGAUGAGUUGUAUGCCCAGAAACUGAAGUACAAAGCCAUCAGCGAGGAGCUGGACCACGCUCUCAACGACAUGACUUCAAUGUAAAUCUCCAUCUGCUGUCUGCCUGUGCCUGUACCAUCUCACCUCUCCUCUCCAGUACUUCACUUCUCAUUCACCUGCAUACUAAACCAGUUUUGGUAACCCCUUCAGGAUCAUGUACUUGUCCCCCUACCACUUCAAGCUGUACCUCGAUUUCCUGCCUGUCCAUCUACUCCUUGUUGAUAUAACUUCAACGGGCAUGCUGAGAUGUGGUGUUAAGAUCCCAGAAUUACGUAGGCCUCUCUGUGAUUUCACUCAAAAGAAGGUGAACUGCCUCUGUGAAUUUGAAUUACCAAAUGGCCUCUGCUGCCACACUGUGUUGGCACAAAGUGCAGGAUAAUGGUGUAAUAUUUUGAGUUUACAUCAGGCCCAAUUUAGUUUUUUCAAAUACAGCUGCUGCUGUGGAGAUAUUCACCUCUAUGCUAACCAUAACUGUAAUUUCAAUCCCUCAUUUCAUAGGCAGUGGCUAUUAAUAAAGUGAAUUCCAAACCCCAGUGUAAGACUUGUUUCGGGGAGUAUCCCUGAACCCCAGAAAGGGUUGCGAGAGUCACAUGAUUGGCCUUACUUGUAGCAUUGCACAGAUGUGGAAAAUACCGCAUGUCUAAACAGAACUUAACAUUUGGAUGUAAUCAAAUCCAAGUAAGGAUUUCCAUUUGGCUUUGUUUUUUUGUACAUUUUAGAUGAACAAAGUGAUGACUUUUGAAUGUUAUGGGACCGUCUGACAUGUGUUUUAACUCUCAAACUGGAACUUUUUUUAAAAUCCACCUGAUCAUAUUGGACUGUCCCUGAAUCAAUGCAUGCUGAGAUAUGCCAAAAUGAUCCAUUCUGCAAUGGAUGCUUUCCAAUUACAGUAUGAGGGGAUGAAUUUCAAUAAACACUUCCCUGGGUUAAUUUUUUUUGUGA
This is a messenger RNA of Lepisosteus oculatus (spotted gar), 1903 nucleotides long. It is a transcript of the gene tpm1, whose product is annotated as tropomyosin 1 (alpha). Gene Ontology annotation, molecular function: actin filament binding. The record is from RefSeq and is a predicted model, not a curated record. Lineage: Eukaryota; Metazoa; Chordata; Actinopteri; Semionotiformes; Lepisosteidae. Gene Ontology annotation, biological process: actin filament organization; muscle contraction. Gene Ontology annotation, cellular component: actin filament.